Molecule: messenger RNA, 1458 nt
Organism: Hirsutella rhossiliensis
Lineage: Eukaryota; Fungi; Ascomycota; Sordariomycetes; Hypocreales; Ophiocordycipitaceae
Product: ergosterol biosynthesis ERG4/ERG24 family domain-containing protein
Exons: 3
Coding region: 1-1458 (485 amino acids)
Biological process (GO): ergosterol biosynthetic process
Cellular component (GO): endoplasmic reticulum membrane
Molecular function (GO): Delta14-sterol reductase activity
Source: RefSeq, a predicted model, not a curated record
AUGGCUCGCACCUCCAAGGCUUCUGCUGCUCCGGCCAAGCACGGCUACGAGUUCUUUGGCCCUCCUGGCGCCUUUGGCAUCUCGUUCGGCCUGCCCCUCCUCGUCUACCUCUUCGCCUUUGCCUGCAAUGACAUCUCCGGCUGCCCAGCUCCCGCCCUGCUGAGCCCGCGGACGCUGUCGCUCAGCCAGCUGAAGCUGCAGGUGGGCUGGCCCGAAGAUGGCAUCUCGGGCCUCGCCAGCUGGAAGGCCACGGUAGCCUUGUUGGGAUACUACCUCGUCAACCUGAUUCUCUACCGCCUUCUCCCGGCGGCCGAAGUGGAGGGGACCGUGCUGUCCUCGGGUGGGCGUCUCAAGUACAGGUUCAAUACCAUGUACUCCAACACGGUGACCCUCGCCGCCCUAGCCGCCGGAACCGCGGCCCAGGGAGCCGAGUUCCCCGUGUGGACCUUUAUCGAUGACAACUACAUUCAGCUCCUGACGGCGAGCAUCGGAAUCUCAUACGCCAUCGCCACGUUUGUCUACGUCCGCAGCUUCAGCGUCAAGCCGAACGACAAGGCAAACCGCGAACUGGCGGCUGGCGGACACAGCGGCAACCUCCUGUACGAUUGGUUCAUUGGGCGAGAACUCAACCCCCGCGUGACGGUGCCUUUGAUCGGCGAGGUGGACAUCAAGGAAUGGUGCGAACUCCGGCCUGGUAUGAUGGGCUGGAUCAUCCUCAACUGCGCCUGGUGUGCCCGUCAGUAUCGCAACUACGGCCAUGUCACGGACAGCAUCGUGUGCAUCACCGUUGUGCAGGCCGUCUACAUUUUCGACUCGUGGUGGAACGAGGCGGCCAUUCUCACGACCAUGGACAUUACGACGGACGGGUUCGGCAUGAUGCUGGCGUUUGGCGACCUGGUGUGGCUGCCUUUUGUCUAUACGCUCCAGACGCGCUACCUCUCGGUCCACCCCCGAUCUCUCGGGCCGGUGGGCUUGGUCGCCAUGCUGUCGCUCAUUGGGCUCGGCUUCUACAUCUUUCGGUCGGCGAACAGCGAGAAGAACAACUUCAGGACCAACCCCAGCGACCCCAGCGUCUCGCACCUCGAGUACAUUGAGACCAAGACUGGAAGCAAGCUGCUGACGACGGGAUGGUGGGGAGUGGCGCGGCACAUCAACUACUUUGGAGACUGGAUCCAGUCGUGGCCGUACAGCUUGCCGACGGGCCUGGCUGGAUACCAGAUCCUCGCGGCAGGAUCGGGCGCAGAGGGCGCGUACGUGAUGAAGGAUGGGCGAGAGGUGGUGGCGGGCAACGCCAAGGGCUGGGGCAUGCUCGUCACCUACUUUUACAUUGCCUACUUUGCCAUUCUCCUGAUCCACCGCGACCGCCGCGACGACGAAAAGUGCCACCGCAAAUACGGCGAGGACUGGGACAAGUACAAGAAGAUUGUGCGAUGGCGCAUCGUUCCGGGCAUCUACUAA